Tribolium madens (black flour beetle) is the source of this 1704-nucleotide messenger RNA. Its product is annotated as probable cytochrome P450 6a17. Gene Ontology annotation, molecular function: oxidoreductase activity, acting on paired donors, with incorporation or reduction of molecular oxygen; iron ion binding; monooxygenase activity. The transcript is spliced from 3 exons. The record is from RefSeq and is a predicted model, not a curated record. Lineage: Eukaryota; Metazoa; Arthropoda; Insecta; Coleoptera; Tenebrionidae. The coding region runs from base 111 to 1538 and encodes 475 amino acids.
CAAGUAAUAAAAGAUAAAUAAAGCGUCUGUUCUAAGUCUGGUAAACAAGUCAUAAUAAUUCCGACUAAAUGAUAAAAUUAUCAGUCAGUGCUUGACAAUUUGUGUUAAAAAUGUUGAUAACUACUUCGUUAACCAGUUAUUUUAUCGCACUAUUUUUGGUCAUUUUGUGUUAUUAUUAUUUCAAGUGUUUUUAUUAUUCUUAUUGGGAGCGAAGGAACAUACCAAACCUGCAACCCUAUAUUCCCGGCCCCAAAACCCACCUCGGACUCCAGCUCAAACAUUUAUACGACGUAAUGAAAGAAAAAAAGUGGAAACAUGGUGGUUUUUAUCAGCAAUUAUCACCAGUUUACAUAAUUAGCGAUCUAAAUUACGUCAAAAAUGUUAUGACUCGCGACUUUUAUUAUUUCCCCCAUCGGGGACUCUACUUCAACGAGAAGAGUGACCCUUUAAGUGCCCACAUUUUCAACACAAGUGGCCCCAAAUGGAAACACAUGAGAAGCAAACUCAACCAAAUUUUCACUUCAAGCAAACUCAAGUCAAUGUUCCCGAUUUUGCUCGACUGUGAGAAGAAUUUGGUCAAAAACAUGGAAAAACACAAGUCGGUUGAUAUCAAAAAAGUUUUAGAUGAGUUUAUCGGGGAUAUAAUCGAGAAAUGUGUUUUUGGUUUUGAUUGUAAGAUUUUUAGACAGUUUCAACGUAAAAUUUUAAAAAGGUCACGCUCAAGGCGGCUUAAAGGUUUCAUAAUUGACAAUUUUCCAAAAUUGGCCAAAAUUUUUGACAUUGUUUUAGUCCCACGUGACGCUUCAAUUUUUUUCCGGAAACUAAUCAGAGACACUGUGGACUUCCGGAAGAAAAAUAGUGUCACAAAACCCGAUUUUUUGCAAGUCUUAAUCAACUUGGAGCUGAAAUCUGAGAUAACAAUUGAGGAAAUCGCCGCCCAAUGUUUUAUUUUUUUCAUUGCUGGUAUGUCAACAUCGCCAACUGCGAUGACUUUCGCACUCUACGAGCUUGCAAGACAUCAAGACAUCCAGGAGAAAGUCCGUCAAGAAAUUGGGAAAUUUGACCUAACUUAUGAUUCCCUCCAAGAAAUGAGGUUUUUGGAUCAAGUUUUUGACGAAGCGCUGAGGAUGUACCCGCCUGCUGCUUAUCUAAACCGGAAGUGUGAAACUGAUUAUGAGAUCCCUGGGACUGGGAUUGUGCUCGAAAAAGGCACAAUUGUUACAGUUCCAGUGAUGGGGAUUCACUACGAUUGGGAUUAUUACCCGAAUCCUGAAAAUUUUGAUCCKGACCGUUUCAGUGAAGAGAAUAGGAGAUUUAGACCCAAUUUUGCGUUUCUUCCGUUUGGGGAAGGACCCAGGAUGUGUAUUGGGAUGCGUUUUGGACUAAUUCAAUCAAAAUUAGGCCUUGCAUUUUUACUAAAACGUUACAAGUUUACAGUUAGUGCAAAAACUCAAGAACCAUUAAAAAUGAAACCAAAUUCUUUGGUAUUGUCAGCUGAGGGCGAAAUUUGGUUGGACGUUACUGAAAUAAAAAUUUAAUUUCUUUUUAUUUAUUAUCUCCAACACAACCUUUAAAUUAUACAAAAACUACACCUAAAUUAUUGUCACAAUUAUAAUAAUCAGAUAAAAUGUUAAGUAUUUUUGUGAAAAGAUUACAGCGGUUGAAUGGUCAGUUCGUGAACCUGCAAUAAAAAAUUUGAUCGAA